Molecule: messenger RNA, 660 nt
Organism: Rhagoletis pomonella (apple maggot)
Lineage: Eukaryota; Metazoa; Arthropoda; Insecta; Diptera; Tephritidae
Exons: 1
Coding region: 1-660 (219 amino acids)
Biological process (GO): proteolysis
Molecular function (GO): aspartic-type endopeptidase activity
Source: RefSeq, a predicted model, not a curated record
AUGUCCAGAAAACUCAAGCAAGCCUCAGUAGCUUCGGUGACUACUGGUGGUAAGACAAACCCUCGCCGAUUAUUAAUUUUCGACCGCACAACUGGCACGAAAUACCUCGUCGAUACCGGCGCGGAUAUUUCCGUGACCCCGCCUCACCGUACAAGCCAACUGACGCCAACGCAGCUUCGACUGCAGGCUGCUAACGGCACUGUCAUCGACACGUACGGCGAUAAACCAUUGGAGUUAGACAUCUGGCUCCGCCGACCGAUUCGAUGGAUUUUGUGCAUAGCGAAUGUGCCGUAUCCAAUAAUCGCCGCAGACCUAAUUCACGAGUAUGGAUUGUUAGUGGACCUCAGACGUGGGUGCAUCAUAGACCCAAACUCAGGUUCCCGCAGCACAAGUUCAUACGCAACGGCGCCAAUCACGGCCAUCACAUCUCUCCACGAAACAAAUAAGUUUACGAGCACCCUACGAGAUGUACCUGAGCUGCUUGGAAACCCGUCCAACCGCACGGCCAGCAAACACUCAGUGAAGCAUUAUAUUCCAACCACUGGACCACCAUGUGUACAACGUGUACGCCAGUUACGUGCCGAGUGCCUCAAAGUGGCUGAAGAGGAAUUUCGCCUUAUGGUAGAACUGGGACAUGCCAGGCCUUCCAACAGUCCUUAG